Messenger RNA from Fulvia fulva, 516 nucleotides. RefSeq lists its product as uncharacterized. NCBI's taxonomy places the organism in Eukaryota, Fungi, Ascomycota, Dothideomycetes, Mycosphaerellales, Mycosphaerellaceae. The record is from RefSeq and is a predicted model, not a curated record. The transcript has a single exon. The coding region runs from base 1 to 516 and encodes 171 amino acids. Gene Ontology annotation, biological process: carbohydrate metabolic process.
AUGCAGCUGGAUGGACAUGUCCACUUUUGCGAGAGAGGACAGGAGACUCUUGGAAUCUGUCGCAAUGACAAAGAUGUGAUGCUGGACGGAUUGGUCAGUGUAGAAGUCACGGCAGUUGGGGACACUGUCACCGUCUCCCUCAACGGCAUCGAAAUCGCCAAAGUCAAAGACCUUGACCUCCAUCCCCUGCUGGGCGGCAGCGCAGACAAUACCGGCUCCAUUGCCUUCGGUGGUCCACAUGGUUGGAUCACGACAUACCGACACCUCUCCAUCAUCUCUCUGUCCGGCGAAGCGCUUUAUAACAACAGCUUCCUCCCCCACGAUGCUGCACGAACCUACGCAGAUUUCGCCACCGGCAUCAACGCCCUCCCCUGCACCAUCGACGGCGCAAAACGCGACCGCGCUACUUUCGGCGGAGACCUCCAUAUCAUGGGUCGCUCAAUUGCGUACUCCACCCUCGACUUUGAUGCGAUACGGGGUAGUAUCGAUCUCCUCACGUCGCAUCAGACAGGAUAA